UAUGAUUCGACGUGGUAUUGGUCCGAAUGACGGGUUCCGAAGACGGGCCUUUCCCGGGUGAACCUAAUAUAUAUGAUAGUUGCAACGGAACUACAUCUGAGUCGAUGAUCUGUUUGUUUGAGUUGACAGUCAGUUGGACAUCCACGGUCCGAGUCUGUUCAGUAUGGUUUUUUCAUUGAUUAUGAUGUCAACAUUGGUGCCCACUAUUAUUGGGCUGAAUGAAGCUACCAAGGGAGCACGAGACCAGGAGGAUAAUCGCAGGAACGAGGCCCGGUCACAACGAUGUCAUUUGAUAGCCACGUGUGAGGUUUCUGCUGGAUCCCAGGCUCAGAGACGGCAGGUUCAGAAUGCGAAGGUUUAUCUAGAUCAGGAUUACAAGGUAUGUUGUGGGGAGUAUUCUUGUUGCGAGAUGGAGGUAGACGUAAAAUACGGACAAUAUUAUGAGCACCCAGCGUUUGGAGAGGAUAACUCGUCUGGACUCAUUACGAUGAGUCCGGAGAAUCCCCCGCUUGCGCGCUGGGUGUAUCUGGAUAGUGAAACGAAUGAACUGAGAUAUGGAGGCCGGAAGGAGAGUGAGAGCAAUGUGUGUGGGCCAUUUGACUGGUCGGAAGACGAACAGUAUGUCACGCUGGAGGGAAACGAGCGAUGGCUGGCCGUGCGACUGGCGGAGGAUGCGCGAAAGGAGCAGGAGGUUUGAUCGCAGUGGGAGCGGCGCGGGUCUUCCUGAGGGAGCAGAGACGAUGCAGAUUCGGUUGAAGCGGGAGCCAGCCGAAGAGUAGGC
Aspergillus sclerotioniger CBS 115572 is the source of this 781-nucleotide messenger RNA. RefSeq lists its product as uncharacterized. Bases 182 to 697 code for a protein of 171 amino acids. The record is from RefSeq and is a predicted model, not a curated record. Lineage: Eukaryota; Fungi; Ascomycota; Eurotiomycetes; Eurotiales; Aspergillaceae. The transcript has 3 exons.